AAACUGUUUUGUACUUAUAUUAAGUGUGUACAUUAAACACACGUUUUUUUAUUCACGAAUCUGUCUCACGAUCGAUUUAAUAGCAGUAAGUGUGCUAUUUAAAUAUAAGUCAAGUUAUCAACUUUAUUUCAUUGGCUAAGCCAGCCAGGCUUUGGACGAUUUUCAAAUAUUAUACCACUUUCUCAAAGUGCUAUCGAAGGGCAGAGAAGUAGAGUAUUGAGUAAUUUUUGAAACGUCUGACGAGAACCUAGAAGUAUCAACAAUCGUGAAGACCUGGAGGUUCGUACGAACUUGUGGCCGAAUAUAAAAGGAGGAUUUUUCUUAUUCGGAAAAAUUGUAAAAGAUCUAAACAAAGAAGGAAAGAUGACUACAAAAGGAAUGAAAAAUCUUAAAGAAAGAAAGUUGAUUAUCAUCAUCGCAGGAUGCAUCUUUUCAUUAUUGACAUUUCUAUCAGUGGUAAAAUAUAUCACAAACCGUUCCAGCCAUGUAGAGGUUAACAGGAUUGAACAUUUUCUCAACAAAGACAUUAUAGUAAUAAGAAACAAAAGAGAUGUGGACAAUGAUGUCACUUUAGAUAACGGCGAGCCAGAUAUUAAUACUAAUACGGAGGACAAAAGCGAUAAAAACCAUGAUAUUAAGAUAGAUAAAAAUUUGGACAAGUUCAGAUAUACUGAUGUUAAUACAGCUGACGAUUUGUUUGGGUAUAUAGCUGUGGGACAGGGAUAUGAGCAUUGUAUGGAAUUAUAUUUCAUUCAUAGUAAUGAGGUGGAAAUAGAAGUUAAAAUAGAGUCGAAAACCAAUUUUGUUAAAAUGCAAGGAUUUUAUAGGUCUAAUAACAUAACCAAGACUUUUGAAUGUAAUAUACUGAUUAGAGCUUUUUGGUCAUUAUUUAUAAAAGGUAAUGAUUCAACAAUCUGGUCAGGAGAUGUUAAUAAUGAUAUGUCAAGGUCUGGAAAAAUAUUUUAUCCAGUAGACCAGUAUUAUUACCUUUUUCAAUGUUUUGUAAAAAUAUUAGACCCAGAACAUCUAAAUAUAAUUGGAGAUGAAAAAGGAGACAUUGUAAGAAAAUGGGAUUUUAGAGUAAUAAGAAAAUCUACUCAGUUACGAGUCAAAAUUAGCAUUACUGUGGUAGAUAUUAUUGUUCCAGAGAUAAAAGUGUCACCACAGUCUUUAAAAGUCAUUGAAGAUGAAGAUGGAUUGAAUUUGAUGUGUAGUACUCAGAUAUAUUUACCUCAAAAUUCAUUGUUAACUUGGAAAAGGAAUGGUGAGUUUUUGGGUAGUUUUUUCCACAGUACAACUAAUAUAAUUCACAAAGGAAUUUUUGGUAAUGUGAAUUGGAUCAAUGAUAAAUUUAUUUAUCAUCAAUCAGGUGUAUCUUUAAAUGAUACUGGUAUAUAUGAGUGCUGCAUAUUAAUAGAAGGCUAUCCCUUGAAAUGUGCUAAUGCAAGUAUAAUUGUCAUGUCCCCAGGGAAAACUCCAUGUGUUGGUAAAAACAGUGUUUUUGCUAAUCCCUUCCAGAUUAACCAUUUACAAAUCCAGAGCUCUAUUGAGAGAAGGAACAUUCGUCAUUAUAUUGUGGAACUUUAA
This is a messenger RNA of Rana temporaria (common frog), 1587 nucleotides long. RefSeq lists its product as uncharacterized. The record is from RefSeq and is a predicted model, not a curated record. The coding region runs from base 364 to 1587 and encodes 407 amino acids. The transcript is spliced from 2 exons. Lineage: Eukaryota; Metazoa; Chordata; Amphibia; Anura; Ranidae.